Messenger RNA from Coccomyxa subellipsoidea C-169, 1236 nucleotides. RefSeq lists its product as hypothetical. NCBI's taxonomy places the organism in Eukaryota, Viridiplantae, Chlorophyta, Trebouxiophyceae, Coccomyxaceae. The record is from RefSeq and is a predicted model, not a curated record. The transcript is spliced from 7 exons. Bases 1 to 1236 code for a protein of 411 amino acids.
AUGCGGCAGGAAAAACAGCAGGCGACGGAGCGUCAGCUGCAGGAGCUGUCUGAGCGGGUAGCGGCACUCCAAAUGGAGAGAGACCAGCUUGAAAGGGCAGUUGAGUCUGCCACAAGCGGCCUGCAGGGGUUGCAGCAGGGCGGUAGCAGCGCAAGCGCAGAGGCAAUGCCACUAGAUGGCGAGGUGGCAGUAACCUUCUGCUUUGGCGAAGCUUCUGCGCAGCUGCAGCUGACUCAGGGGCAGGUUAGGGCCCUCACAAUCGAGGCCAUGGCUGAUAUCUGGAAGACACUGGUGCAAAAGAUGCGAGUGAUUUUGGAACUGGUGGAUGCUUCUCCAGCAGCCAACCGCCUGCGGCCACGACUAGAGGGAUUGGUGCACGAAACAAUGAGGUUCCUGUGGGCUCUGGUCGAUUUGAACCCCCACAUGCUACGGGCGCUCAACAUCUGCAAUGUGGAGGCCCCCGCUGCCAGCGUUGCACAGCCCUCCCUGAAUGCACCCAGAGAUUGGCCAGUCAUCCUUGCGCGCAUGCAGCUGACGGAAGGGCAGGCGCAUCAACUGCUGGCUUGCAGGCGAACGCUUCUGUGCGAGCUGGGAGUACUCAUUUCAGAGUGGGACCAGUUGUGGUCAGAGCUCCAGAGCAUCAGGGAUGUGGAUGAGAAGCCGGAGGGCGCAGUCAACCACUACGUGGAGAUCGCGGCACUCAUCGAGCGGCUGCGCGCAAACGUGGACGCCCUCUCAACCUGCCGAGCAUUCUACCUCUCCUUUGCCUACACACGGGUGCUAUCACCGGUGCAAGUGGCGCGAUAUCUGGUGGAAUCCUACCCGAUGGGCCCAGACAUGUUGUCCCUCGUGACCUGCCUCGCCACGCAAGGCAACGAGCCCUCCACCCGCGACCUUCUUUCCAUGGCACGCCCCGGGGCGGCCGCCACGGCCGGCGCCGGUUCUAGCGCGGCGUUCGGCGCCGGGGGCGGUUCUGCGACGGCGUUCGGCGGCGGGGGCGGGUCUCACACGGCGUUCGGCGCCGGUGGGGCCACUUCCAGCGCGGCGUUCCCUGCCAUGGGCACUUCUAGCGCGGCGUUCGGCGGCGUGGCCGGUUCUGCAGCGGCGUUCGGCAGCGGGAGCAGUUCUCACGCGGCGUUCAGCGGGCCAGGAGAUUGGCGCCAAGCGCUGGUUCACCCCUUGCGAGUGCUGCACAGCAGGUCACCACCUGCCAGCAGCCAGCAAGGCCACAGAUGA